Messenger RNA from Patiria miniata (bat star), 6883 nucleotides. RefSeq lists its product as uncharacterized. Gene Ontology annotation, molecular function: protein binding; protein kinase activity; DNA-binding transcription factor activity. NCBI's taxonomy places the organism in Eukaryota, Metazoa, Echinodermata, Asteroidea, Valvatida, Asterinidae. The transcript has 15 exons. Gene Ontology annotation, biological process: netrin-activated signaling pathway; regulation of DNA-templated transcription; protein phosphorylation. Gene Ontology annotation, cellular component: membrane. The record is from RefSeq and is a predicted model, not a curated record. Bases 169 to 5109 code for a protein of 1646 amino acids.
CUGUGUCUUUACAAUAUUGCCAGAAUGUUCGUUGUUACACUUUACCCAACAAAUUGUAACAAGUUGUAUCCUUAUUUUCCGGUCCACCCACCAGCGAAAUUCGCCAAAAAAGAAAACGGUAACCGUACCGUACGCAGACGAGUACGAAUUUUUUAAGUGUAAUUCCACAUGAUGGCGGUGCUAAAUGGUGCAUACAACAUGCAUGCCAUGGAAUGGCACGCUACAACAUGUACGUCGCAGGCAUCCGCCAUUCCCUUCAAAGCUCUUGAACCAGGUAAAAGAAUGUCAGCAGUUGACAUUUCAACUCAGGUUUGGAAGAAGCAACGAAUCAUGUAUCCCUUAGAAGUUGUGGAACAACCCAGAUCUUUGGGAACCCCAUUUGUCAAAGACACUGAUUUGCCGUCUUCUAGUUCAUACAUUGUGGGAGAAAAAAGUACCACAGAGAAAACAACACAUCCAAGCUUGUUGCUGAUGAACUACCAAGGACCGGUAAAUUUAGUCUGGUAUCUGGUUGCAGAUGAUGUCAUAUACCCACAUCCAUAUGUUUUAGAGGGAGUGGAUUGUCAAGAUGGGGUCUGUACCAAGACCAUUUUGGCCAAAGGACAGAUCAUAAGUUUCCCAGGGUUGUAUGUGCGGAGUGUCAGCAAGGAAGAUAUUCCGAAGACGUUAGAGAGACGCUUAGACAUCCUGAAGGAACACUUGCCAGGGACAGGGUUCAAGCUGAAAGACCCAACUGAAUAUAAUCUCAGUUCUGUAAGAAUCUGCUUCCAUGUGAAGUUCCCAGAUGCAAAUAGAUGCCAGGAAAUGCUUUCACUUGUAACGAAAUCAUUGCACAGUAAAGAGCCACCUUUACAAAGAGAACCCCGCAUUCUGUCCGUCAGUCAGUGCAAAGGAUCCGUACUGGGACGAGAAGAACUCACGCUGCGGGUCACCAACCUCAAAACUGAUGAUGUCUUUGUGUUUUUCCAUUGUGAGAGCACAGCACCCAGAUCCAGCUGGCAGGCAUUUGCUGAAGUCAUCAGUAUUUCCCGCCAGAAAGCAACGCCUGUGGACAUUGUAGUCAAGACGCCCCCAUACCCCGACCAGCAAAUCAGCGAACCACAAACAGUAGCCAUCCAGAUACGAUUGCUGGAUUACUCUCUCAGCAACACAAUGAAGUAUACAUACAUCCCUGAACCGAAAGGGGUGACCAGGUCUGAACAAAAAGUGAAACUCAGAGAGCCCAUCUAUGUCCAAUACUUCACUUGUCUUGGAGCCUCAGCAAAUAUCAAUCCAGUUUUGAAAAUGACCCAUGAAGAAAAAGGAGCCGGGAGUUCCCGAGCCAAUGGUCUUGAUCGGAUGUAUGUCUACAAACACAAAGACUCACGGGCAGUAAGGAAGGCCAAACCAAACAAGGUGAACGCUGGCUCCCAGACUGAGGAACGAUAUCUGAGGCCUGGUGGUUUGGGGGAAGGAUAUGAUUCUGAAGAAGAACUUGGAGUAUCUGAUGAUAGAGUUGAUUACAAUCGUCUGGAAAGAUAUAGAUCUCUGAUGAUGGGGUCUGAAUCCCCACCUCAUGACCCGUCUACAAACGACACUGAAGCACACCCACAAAGGGGAGGUGGUUUAUCUCGGAUGUAUUUCAGUCCUAGAGAUGUUCUUCGUAGUUUACAGUCUUCGAAGUCCAACCAAUCAAACAGCUCAGAUUCGACGCUACAUCAAGAUGGCUUUCAGAGUUCAUCUGUAUACAGUAGUAGCAACCUCGAAUCAGAAAACCUGGUCAGGGACAUGUCACUGGUCAACCUUCAGUCACAGUCACCACAUGGAGGAGAGGGAUUCUCAUCUGCUGCCAGCAAAAGAGAUACUGUCAAAAGUGUGAAGGACUUGGAUCAAGACUUAAAGGACGAGCCAGAAAACAGUCCAUCUAACAACACAGAGACUGGUGAUUCCUCUGCCGUUUCAACAUCCAUUUGGAUAUUUGGUAGACACCAGUGUGAGUUUUCGAUUGAGGGUACCCUUCAAGUGAUAGAAAUUGUUCUACGAUCACCUGAAGCCAGUGACUUGCCUGAUUUAGCCGGAAGCAACUUGUACCCAGCCAUUGUGGACAAGGCAGAGUUUCCAGUCAGUGUUAACAAAGCAGGAUUGGUUGCUGUCAAGACAAUUGAUGCAAGUCUGUUCCAGGAAGAGGCCUACUCCAUCUGGUGUAGAUUGGAGCACAAGAACCUGAUAACCAUCUUUGGCAUAAUAAAGCAGGAAGCUAGACGUUGUCUUAUUCUUGAAUUCCCAGAGGAGGGAUGCUUGGAGAGAUAUUUGUCAAUGGCAGACCCAGCCUCCCUUCAACCAGAAAAGUGGUGGAAAUGGAUUGUACAGGCUGCUGAAGCAUUACAGCACCUUCACAAGAAUGAUCUGGCUCACCAGGAGAUUACGGUGGCAAAUUGCCUGAUUUCAGCUGAUGGAAAUCUCAUGCUGAACAUCCCAACAAAUCUAAUUGCAUCGAAAAAUUUCUUGGAAGAAGGAGUUGCGGUCGUGGAUGAAGAAUUCAAAACAGCUAAAGCAGGUGAUAUUCUCUCAUUUUCUGUUCUGGCUCAGAUUUGGCUUCAAAACUGCAAUCUAUCUGAAAAUGUUGCAAAGACCUUUGACUCUUUUUGGAAAACUUGUACUCGAAAAGAUAGACCAAGUGCACAGGAAGUUGUGAAGAUACUGCAGAGUUACAAUCAGUUGGGGACAUCUGGAAGUUCCGCAGUACCACUCUUAAACAUGGUGCCUCCAAGCCCUGACCAUGAUACAGACCAACAGGGUGCUAAAGAUUUCGCAGGUCUUGGGAGCUACUUCACGGAUCCAAUUCCUUGUUCCCCAGAUAGUGGCAUUGUUGCGACCAGCGAGUCCAAGAAGUCUGUCUUAACUUUACCAACCGGGCCUGAACGAAAUGACUUGGAAACCAGUCGUGAGUCAGCCUUCUCAGAUUCUUCUCAAAAGAACGAGAACAGUUUAAAUACAUUGGUUUUCGAGUCUGUCACCCUAGGUCAUGAGCAAACUGAAGCUGGAAACCUGACUAACUCUCAAGAAGGCAACAAGCCAAGUGGUGAAGAGUCUCCUCCAACGGAAACUCAGGAAUCCGCCAACAUCUCAGAUGAUGACAACACGGAGAUAUUGGAAGAGAGAUCUGAGGGUGGACAAGGUGGCUCAGAUAGGCAUGAAGAGGGUCAUGAACAGAAUGGUAGAGAUGAGGAAGGUUCUAAAAGUCACCUGCGUCCUCCUAAGGUAACCAAACGCAUCGAUCACACCGGGGGAAAGCUGGAGCUUUUCAACGGUGAAAUCUCCUUGGAGAUCCCUCCAGGAGCUCUUCGGGAGGGUCAAGUGGAAGACAUCACACUGAGUGUGGACUGGAAUGACAAGCAUGUACCACCGUUGAGACUUAGUGACAUGAACGUAGCACCGGUAGUCCAGUGUGGACCAACGGGUCUACAAUUUAACAAGCCAGUGCAGCUCAAGUUGCCUCACUGUGCCGUGAUACCAGAUAACAAGCACUGUAAAAUGACUGUCCAUUGCAGCAAAACUAAAGAAGGAGAGACGCCACAAUGGAAUAGGAUUUCAAAGCCAGAGGAUUCAGACAUGGCGGUGGAAUGCCAGGAUGGAUGCUUCAUUCUCUCAGUCUGUCAUUUCACUUCUUUUGCUGUCACGUUGGAAAGUGGGGAGGAGAUCUUUGCCAAAGAGAUCAUGUUUGUUCCCUACGGGCAGGAAAUCAGUACAUUGCAGGACGAUCAAGAGAUUCGCAUCUACUUGUAUAAUUAUCAUUCCAGUAACAGGGAGCAAAUACGACAAGAAGAACAGUACCUUGGCGGGAAGCAACUAGAUGCCCCCAAAGCGUACCACGUUCUGGAGCUCCCAAGAGGCAGCAUGGUUGUCAAAGUAGAAUAUCAUGAUAAGUCGUGGCUGUUGAGAUCAUCCCUCACAAAUACAUUCUUGUUCCGCAAACUCUGGAAUCUUCAGUCCUACGAUCAGUGCAAGUUUAUCUGGAGCAACAAGAGUGAAGCAGUCAAGUUUAUGUGUCGCAUUUCUGCUCAGCAGCUCACCAAUGAUGAAAGAAUGCUGUUAGAGAUAUCUAAUCAUGUAAAGAUGUCACAGCAGACUCUUCUUCAAAUGGACACUGCCAAAAAUUCCACCCUCGUGCCUGAUGACUUGCCACAACAGGCUUCAGAAAACUCUUUACUCAUUGCACAACCAAGUAGCAGUCUCACAAGUGCCGAUGCGGGUAUCAGUUCCAUGCCUCGAUUAAGUAUUGACAGUAUCAAUAUUUUUAAUAAUUACGCUCUAUCCCCAUCAGGAUUCACGGGUGUGGUUCUUCCACCAGGUUCACCACCUCUCAUACCUAAUGAGUUGAUGAAUUCACUUUGUGAAAAAUUGGAUCAAACUCAUGUUUUGGGUUGGGAUUGGACAAAACUUGCCUCAGACUUUGGGUAUGAUAAACACAUUGCAUUUCUAAAGAGUAGGCAGUCACAGUGCCCAACUUUCUCCCCAACGCUUGAAAUUCUAAAACUCAUAUAUCAGGAACAGAAGAUCAAAUCACUCACUGCCCUUGAAGAGUAUUUUAGAACCAUACAAAGAGAAGAUGUUGCUGGUAUAGUAGCUGAUUAUCGGGCAGCACAUACAGAUGAGGAAAACAUGAUAACCAGUGUAACCCCCAGUCCAGAUGAGAUCAAUAGUCCAUUGACUGCAGACCAGAUGCCUUUUUCAGAUCCUCCAAACAGCCCCUCUCCAGAUCUCAUUCAAGAUAUUGCCAACAGGGCUACCUCAGUCAAUCAAGAGGUCCCAGAGAAUCUCAAUCAGUCUCUUGAAUUGGUUAACAACAACCAGAUGAGCACGACUCGACAAAGCACAGAGCCAUGCGGGGAUAGGCCUGUGUGCACAGACCAGACUGAGGCAAUGCAAUAUCAACAACCCUCGGAAUCCACAAAUCAACCUUUGGUAAAUUCAAAUGAAAGACCUGAUUCCUUUGGCACACCAGACGAUGCCACACCAUCAACACAUAUGUCUUGUCACAGAGCCAUUGAUCAGACAGACAAAGAUAUGGAGAAUCUUGGGCAACGCAUUCAGAAAAUGUUAUUUAAGGAUGAUCGGGCUGAAGUGUAAUGCAACAUUUGCGUGUACAAUGUAUAUGUUUGCAAUGUGCAUUUUUUAAUAAUUUAGAUUAUUGGAACUUUGAUUUGAAUAUGUGAACAUUGCCAUUGAGGUACAAAUAUUUGUAUGAAUAUCGUUUAUCCUUACAAUUUGUUAAAGAUAACUGACUAGCUAAUAAUUGACAGAUUUUAAAGAUGCAAAUUAGGUCAAAUAUUUAUCACGAGAGCUCUCAAACAUGCAUGCAAAGUGGAUGUCCACAAAAGUGUGGCAUUUGAUGAACAAUAAAACCACUUAACUUUAAUAUACAAAUAAAAUUACAUCAUGGACUUUUUUGUCAUAUCCCUUUUUUAUAUUCUAUUUGGUAAACUGAUGUUAUUCGGAUCAUAUCCGUUGGAUGCUGGGAUAUUCAGAUAUUUGGUAUAUGUUGCACAGCCCUAGUACCUGUACCAAAAGAAUGCAUAAUUUCCUUGGUAUAAAUGUAGCAUAUAUUAGUAGGUACAUAUUUACACUCUGUUUUGCUUUGAAAAUGUCAUUUUAAGACCAGAAUGAUAUGUAUAUUUUGUUAGUUUAGGUGGCAGGGAGAAAGUUUGAACUGAAGCUUGAGACAAAUUGCCACACAAAAAAAACGCUGUUGACAAAAACAUACAUAUUUGGGUUUGUAAACCAUUCAUUUGGUGGUGUUGGGAUUUUGGGUGUUUUUUUUUGAGUGAUAAUAUAUAGUGAUGGGUGAUUAAAGCAUUACUAUAGGAUUGUAGUUCUGUAUAUCAGAACUGAUUGGCAGUAUCAGCUUGCAAGUAAAAUUUCAUGUAAGCAGACUUAAUUACAUGUAUGUGCUUAUAUAGGGUAGCAUCAAGAAACAAAGCAAUUGAAUGGAAAUUUGUAAUUUUGCAUUAGUAAUUUUGCAACCUUUGUGUAUUAAGAAUGGUGGUAUACCUAUGGUAUACCAAUGGAGUCCAUGCACGAACAGUAGGUGGUGCUUCGUGACUACUUCUAGAGCAUUCUAACACAAUCCCGACGGCACUUGAUGCUCACAGGAGGAGACAUUAGUAUGAGUUUGUGCACAUUCUGAACAAGAAAUUGCAUGUUCUUUCAAGUGCAUGGUCUCCCCCAAAUCUCUUCUCAAAAUCUUUGUGUUCAGUGUCCAUUUUUUUUAAAUAAUAUUUUUUUAUAAUAAUAAUCAAUUACAUGCUCAAGCUUGAAGUUUGGGUACUUGUUAAUAUUGUGCUUGUAUGUUUGCAGUAAUCUUCAACACAGCUUGAAUUUGAUGUGUUAAUCGGUGCACUUGACUAAAUAAAACCAAAAAAAAUGACUGAAACGACUACCUUUGCUUUGUAGGACAAAAUACAACUUUUGCAAUAAAAAUGAGGUUGGCACAAGCAGAAUAUGCGACAAGGUCAAAUGUUAAACUCAACAACUUUUGAAUCAUAUUAUCUUGUAUUGUUGAAUGGUUUUCAUGUAGGUAGGCCCCUUAUGUAGAAAUUGCUACAUAUAUGUGCAGAAAGUGUGAAUACAACUUAUUUCAUCAGUUCAUUGAAUACAUCACAGUUCUGUCUGAAAAUAUAAAUUGUGUAAAUGUCCUAAAACAUAAAUGAGUUUGACAUUUUGUCAUUUCAACCAUCAAGUGUUAUAUCCACGCAGCUUGCAGUUGUUUUUUUUUUCAAGGCUAGUCAAUUGAACUAAGAACUGUGAUGAACAGAAACUGUUCACGAUCUGUCAAAUAAUAAAUAGUCAUAAUGUAAUCAUAUACAUUAAACAGUACUUGAUAAUAAAAGUGUUGCUUGUUCUA